Phytophthora infestans T30-4 is the source of this 3525-nucleotide messenger RNA. Its product is annotated as Patatin like protein. Lineage: Eukaryota; Oomycota; Peronosporomycetes; Peronosporales; Peronosporaceae. Gene Ontology annotation, biological process: phosphatidylcholine metabolic process. Gene Ontology annotation, molecular function: phosphatidylcholine lysophospholipase A1 activity. The transcript has a single exon. The coding region runs from base 1 to 3441 and encodes 1146 amino acids. The record is from RefSeq and is a predicted model, not a curated record.
AUGUCACUGGAGCUCACACGGCUCGCAGGCCUCGCCACGUCCGACUUGUGGACGUGGCUACGCUUACGACUCGCCAUCUUCACGCGCGUCGGCGCCAAGGCGGCGCACAAGACGUCUCGUCUAGCAGCUGAUGUACGCGGCCAUGUCGAAGAGCAAAAUCCGUACGCAGUGGGUGGUGUGGCCACACUUGUAGCUGUCGCGCUGUUGCUCGGCGUACUGUUCAUGUGGGUUGCGUCUCGCCAAGUGCGACCGCGUAAGACGCAGCCCAAGGCCGAGAAGCCUCCGUCGCCUACAUCAAAGCGUCUGCGUCACAGCUCGAGACAUUCCAAGUCCUUCUCCGACCUGCUACAAGCUGAACGUGAGCGUAUGCAGGAUAACCGCCAACUAGAACUAGAAGACCAUAUCACGUUCCCUAGAGAAUUACGUCAGAACUACGGGCCAGAGAACCUCAAGUUUAUCUACGAUACACUAUCCAAAGUCUUCUCCUUCCUACGCGGCGAAUUUGUCGAGCCUCUAGCUCGAGAUCUGCGUAUCUUACGCUUCUCCAAAGGCGAGACGAUCUUCGAGAAGGGGCAACUCGAUGGCUCCAUCCUCAUGAUCGUCAACGGGUCAGCGUCCCUUACAAUCCACGGAGACAACGAAGAGCAGAGUUUCUCCAAGUUAUUAGGACGUGGUGACACCCUCACGUCAUCUUUACCUUUACUUACCGUCCUAGUAAACGAGCUACACGACGGAGAAUGCAGCGACCUCGUGAAGAAAGUAUGCGGGAAUUUAUCUGCACGCGCACAAGAGGACGGUACGCGGCUGUUUAAAAUCCCGACGUUAGCGAUCAAAAAGGUGCUGGAAAAAUACCCCGAAGCGCUCUACCGACUGUCCCAAGCAGCUUUAAUCCAAGUGGAGAAGAUCACGUCCAAGUCUCUGAUCGAUCACUUCGGGUUAUCAUCCGAGAUCAUCAACGUGGCUCCACUAUUGACACAAGAGACGGAGAACGCGUCGGUCAACGAGAUCGUGGACAAUGUGGCAGAUUCUAUUGGGUUAUAUGACGCAGAGUUACGUUCGACAUUCGCUAGUUGCGCGAAGAUUAUUAAACGCACUAAGAAGCAGACGAUCCGUGAAGCUGGCGACAGUACGAGUGCGUUGGGUGUUCAUGUUGUACUGUCCGGAGCGGUUAGUGUUCAGGUCGCUCUAACGCCGCAGAAGUAUGCAGAGCUGUACAAGGCUACAAAAGGCUGUGAAGUGGGGAUCGCGACGUGCUUUGUGGGCUCGCAUUACGUCGGUACACGCCAUGUUUGUCUUGAAGACACGACGCUGUUGUGGAUCCCUGACGCUCUCUUCUGCAGCCUAUUGCAGAUGAAUUCUGUGGCUGUGAAAUGCACACGACACUUGCUGGCACAGUACUCGGAGCUGGUGUGUAUGGCCGACACGUCGUUCGAUUGGCUGCAUCUUCACAGUGGCGAAAGUCUGUUUGAUCGUGGAGAUCUGUGCGAUUCAGUGUUCACGGUUAUUAGUGGUCGACUUCGAGCUGUUCAGGUGCAUUCGCAUCGUGGCAAGGAAGUGGAAACGAGUAAUGAACUCGUGCGUGGAGCCACGCUUGGUGCGAUGGACAUGCUGUCAGCUGGACCCAGUAACUCAUCGGUGUUCGCGAUCCGUGACUCGCAGAUCUCGCAGAUGUCGCGUAAUGUGUUCGACUAUGUGGUGAGUAAAUACCCGUCCGUGCUAAUUCAUUUCACGAAGAACUUGGCUCGUCGAAUGCCAACUCCUCGUGUGGAAUCACAGAAGACUGAUGUGACUGGCGCAAAGUCUCGCAGUAACUAUCUGCUGUCUCUGGGCUCCAGUGCGACAACUACUGAUGGUCAGAAGACAGGCAGCAAUCUGCCACUGGGUACUAUUGCUGUUCUCUCGCUGACGAAGAUGACGAAGAUCCAGACGUUCUGUUCGCACUUGGAGAUGUCGCUGAAGACGCUAGCAGAAGUGGAAACCGUGUCGUCGCAGAAAGCCAAGGCGUUUCUAGGAGAGCAGUGGAUCAGUAAUUCUCGUGUGGCCAGAGCUAAUCUCUCGACCUGGAUGGGAGAUAUUGAGAGUACCAACGAGUUGGUAAUCUACGAGGCUGAUCAGCAAUUAACAGCGUGGACGAAGCUCUGUUUACGUCAAGCAGAUCACAUCUUACUGCUCUGCUCGGACACACAUCCUCAACAAGCGUUUGUGAGCGACAUGGUGUCGAUUUUGGAGGAUGCAUGGGACAAGAGAGACGCCGAGAUCAGUGUCGUUCGUAUCCGUGAAAAGGACUGGACGCUGACGGCUAUCGACGCUGCUGCGAAGCUGGAGGCGAAGGGAUCAUCACGUUCCUAUGCGUUAAAGAAGAGAUUGAGACUGCAGAUGGACAGUCCGUUGCUGCCGCGUUUCAUCCUCCCGAUGGAGAAAUACGAGUGGAUCAGUGGCUUCCACAACGUCCAAGUUCCGUUUGAAGACCAUCGCUCGGAUUUCAUGCGUCUAAGUCGUCGAAUCACUGGAAAUGCCGUCGGUUUAGUGCUCGGAGGCGGUGGAGCGAGAGGUUUAGCACACAUUGGUGUACUCCGCGCACUUGAGGAGUGUGGUAUCCAUGUAGAUGUCGUUGGUGGUACCAGUAUCGGCGCGUUUAUUGGCGGGAUAUACGCGAUGCAUCCGAACAAUUUAGACCUCGUGGAGUCGAAAGUGCAGCAGUUAUCGGCAGGUCUUAGCAGUAUCUUCGAGAAGCUACGAGACCUCACACUGCCCAUUUCCUCCUUCUUCAAUGGCAGUCGCUUCAACCAGAGUAUCCGUGCGCUCUUCUACGACUUGUCGAUUGAAGAUCUCAUGCUUAACUACUUCUGCGUGUCCACGGACAUCGCCAAGUCCCGUAUGAGUGUCCAUCGCAGUGGUCCAGCGUGGAAAUAUGUGCGUGCGUCGAUGAGUCUACAAGGCUAUUUCCCUCCAAUCUCGGAGAACGGCUCGUUGCUACUGGAUGGAGGCUACAUGAACAAUCUUCCUGCUGAUGUCAUGAAGGAGGAAGGAGGCAUCAAGUAUAUUUUCGCCGUGGACGUGGCCAGCGAGUCGUGCACGGAUUGGUACGAUUACGGAAGUGCCUUGUCGGGCUGGUGGCUGCUUUGGAACAAGCUCAAUCCGUUCUCCAAGACAGUGGCGGUGCCGUCUAUGGGUGACGUGUCUGCGGCAUUGGCGUACGUGUCGUCAGAGCAGCACAAAGACCGCAUCAAGGAAGAGUGCGUUGAUCUGUACUUGCGUCCUCCUGUCAAAGACUAUGGCACUCUGGAGUUCAACAAGAAAGAUGAGAUCAUCCAAGUUGGCUACAAGUACGCGUUGCCUCGUGUUAAAGCCUGGAUGGAUCGAGUGCUGGACGCCGAACCUGACGCUGAUAUCAAGCAGACGACUCCUCCGUCCACACCUGCCAAGGUCAGUACGACGUAAGGAGACAACCUUAAAUCUUGUGUGUCUGGAGAAGUAUAAGGACACAAGAGGUUAAUGAAAUUGGACGCCAAGUUUUGAGAGAAA